Lucilia sericata (common green bottle fly) is the source of this 5471-nucleotide messenger RNA. RefSeq names its product VWFA and cache domain-containing protein CG16868. The coding region runs from base 177 to 4946 and encodes 1589 amino acids. Gene Ontology annotation, cellular component: voltage-gated calcium channel complex. The transcript has 6 exons. NCBI's taxonomy places the organism in Eukaryota, Metazoa, Arthropoda, Insecta, Diptera, Calliphoridae. Gene Ontology annotation, molecular function: voltage-gated calcium channel activity. The record is from RefSeq and is a predicted model, not a curated record.
UUUCGUGCGUGUAAAAAAUGUUAACUUGUAAAUUUUAUAAGAAAAAACUCAUAAAAACCCAAUAAAAUUAAAGAAAAUUAUAUAAAAAUGUUAAGAAAAUUAUAAUUUAUAAAGAUAUUCUUUUAAAAGAAAAAUAACUAUUUUAAAUGUGAAACUGAAAAACACUUAAAAAAAAUAUGCUGAUAACGUCCUUUAACGGUCAAUCAUGUAUAUGGUUGGCCUUCCUAGCCAUUAACACUUGUAUGGCUUAUCAAAAUACUAAUUCAAAUAAUAAUAUACUACAACAGCAACAAUCUAAUGUUCCUUUAAUACAAACUACUCAAACACACUAUCCACAACCAGAAAAAGAUGAGAUCUCCUUUAAAGUGGUGCCGGCAGGAGAACCUAAAGUAGCAGCCCUUAAUAUACCAGCCGUUAAUAUUGUUAAACAACAACCACAGAAAGUGCCUUUACCUUAUAAUAACAACAGCAUAGAAUUGGUGCCAUCUAGCAUAAUAACACAGGCAUUGGCAACGGCUGGGGCAGCAGUCGGCGGGGUAAAUACACAAUUUUUACAAACGCCAGCUAAUGCUUUCUAUAGCAAUUACAAUAGCCAGCAAAAUGUUAGGCAAUUGCUGCGUAAUAUUGAUGAACGUUUAAGGAAUAUGAGAAAUGUGGAAAUGAGAGUGGCCAAAAUACAGGAAAUUUUUGAUUCCAUGCAUUUUUCUUCAUCGGCUAACUUGGCAUUUAAUAGAAGUCUUGCCUUAACUAAUGACAAACCUAUAAUGGAUUCUGUGGAUAAUAAAAUGCAACAAGAUUUGUUAUAUUUUAGCAAACGUUUGGCUUUAAAGUUGGAAAAAGCUUUACAUGUGGUGCAAGAGUUAAGAGAUUAUUUUCAAACAAAUAUCACACAAAUCAUGCAAUUUACCAAUGAAUAUGAAGAAGAUUUAGAGGAUGAUGAGGAUGAGGAAUUGCAAGAUAGUGAGGUGGAACCAGAAUUUGAUAUGGAAUUAAAUGAUAUAGAAAAACCUUUAAGUUCUCAUAUAAAACCUUUAUAUCUCAAUACAUUUAUACAAUCUUGUUAUGAAAGAGACUCUUCCACUUAUAAUACAGCCACCGAAAGUUAUAAUAAACAACAAAUACAAAUACUUAAUUAUGAUAAGACUGAUUUUUUGCAAACCAGACGCAACUAUAUUGAUACUACUUUGCUCAAUGAAAAUAAUGAAUUAACUUUGGAGGCCAAUGCUUAUAUAAAGGAAAAAAUCAAAUCCUUAAAACAAUCCUUGCUCAAAAAUGAUUUAAAAACUCCCUGGAAUAUGGAGAAAUAUCAAAAUAAUAAUCCCAAAUAUAUAGGCAAUCAUAUAAAACAUAUUUACUUCCUUUCACGCAGUGAUGAUGCUAGUGAUUCUUAUAUGAAAUUCUAUAAUGAUUUACAUUUUCGUUAUCUCUAUACCUCAGCCAUACAAAAUAAAUAUGUCUUCCUGCUACUGGAUGUGGGUUCUGCCAUGAGUGGUGAACUUUUGGAAUUGGCUAAAACAUACAUAUCAAAUAUUUUACAAUUACUAACACCCAAUGAUCUGUUAUCCUUGGUUUGUGUUUCUGAUGAAAUAGAAAAUAUGCUUUUAUUGGAGGCUUCUUCCUAUGAUGCUGCCAAUGGUUUGUAUGCUACCACCCGUGAACGUAAAGAGGAAAUUUUAAAUUAUAUUAAUAGCUUGACUUUAAGUCGUGCUUUAACUAAUCAUUCUUUGGGCUUUGAGUACUCGUUUCGCAUGAUUUCACGUCUACAAAAUGCCAGUUUGAUUAGCUCUCAGAAUCCCAUAGAAUUUGUUUAUAUAACUCGGGGUUUGUUAAUAAAUUUCUCGGAUUCUCGACAUGUUUUGAAUGUUAUGGCCAAGGGUCAAAGGUCAUUGCAAAAGCCUAUUGUAAUAAAUGCUUGUGGAGUGGUAUUGGAUGAAAAACGCAUUAUGUAUGAAAAACAAUUUCUUACGGAAAUUUCUUCACAAAAUUAUACCAAAUAUGAUAUAGAUACCAAGGAUUGGUAUAAACCGGAACAUACAUUAUCGGGCAAACUGUUUAUGCUGACAAAAACUCAACAGGAUGUAAUAAUCCAGGCGGCCACUGCCAUAUUUGCUAAGGAUUUUCAAGAGCCUCAUAUACAGAAGACUUGGCAGGUGCACACACCCAUAGUGGAGGCCAAUAGUAGAGAUUCUAUUGUCUCCCUUACUCACGCCGUAUUACCUUUCGGUGUCGUAGGUGUUGACUUAUAUUUAUCCGAUCUGAUAGAAGAUAUCAUUAGCUAUCAACAGCAGCAACAACAAUUCUCUAUGAAUAGUAAAAAUGAGUAUUCCUAUGCUUUCCUAAUCGAAGCUGACGGUAAUACUUUAGCCCACCCGGCCUUUCCUAGGCCUUUUACACAAAAUCAAACCCCUUUUCCGGUAGAUAUACAAUAUCUAGAAAAUUCCACCGAUUUUUCUGAAAUCAGACAAAAAAUAUUAACACAAGAAAAUGGCAAUCUAUCUACGACAAUAUAUUUAACUAAAAAUCGUAAACAGGAAAAAUACUUGAGGACAUAUCAAUGGCAUAAUAUAUUGAGUAUUUAUAUAUUGUGUUUGGUCAAUACUAGGAAAUAUGAGGAACCCGCUACAACUAAAGAAAUAAAACCUGUGUUAUCGCCACUACCAGCCGCAUUGCCUUUGACUUUAAAACAUUUUUCUUCGAAAAACAAUAUUCCUAUGUAUCAUCAUGCAGAGGACUAUGAGGAAUAUUACACUAGUUUAGAUUUACUAUAUCAUCGUUUGGAUUUAUUACCACCCAGAGACACCACCAAUCUAUGUCGCUAUUUUAGGCAAAUAGCCACCCUGGAUUCAGCCACAUUAUUUUUAAGCUCUUUGGCUUUUGAAUCGCCUUUUACUUUUCUGCACAACAAUCGUAUGAGUUCCUCACAAUCCCAACUGCAUACCGUGGAAAGUAUAAUGGCUUAUUUAAAGGAUACCACUGGUUUGCUGGCCAAUCCUGGCCUUAGGCCUCAAAUCCGUCAAGAAGUAAAUGCUCUCUAUAAUGCCAUGCAACAUUUAAAGAAAAGACAUCAGGAUGCUAGAGGCUCUUUAAGAAACUAUAUAAUACGCCGUUACAUAGCCUCUGUCAAUGGUGUGCUGCAGGUUUUUCCCGGCUGUCUACUCAACAACAACUAUGAUCCUUCCCAAAGACCCUGGUAUCGCAAGGCUAUACAACAUCCUGGCAAAAUAAUAACCACAGAACCUUAUUUAGAUGCUGCUGGUUCCGGUUAUAUAAUAACCAUUGCUCAUACCAUAUUUGAGGGUAAAUCCAACGCUUUACAUUCCAUAGAACGUGAUCAGCCUGUGGCUAUAGUGGCUUUAGAUUUACCCUAUGCCUAUUUCUAUAAAAUCAUUCUAGACUCCACACCUCUCUGUCAAAUGCAUAAUAUAAAAUGUUUGCUAUUUGAAAAUGAGGGUUAUCUUAUAGCCCAUCCCUCUAUGCUGGAGCCAAAAUCUGCCAUAAAAAAUCAAAGAAGGCCUCAUGAACAUUUGACGCAUAAAGAAUCCUAUUUGGCUAAUGAUAUAUUAAAUCAUAAAAAUCUAGUGCGUAAACUAGCCUGUGCCAACUAUCAAAAUCGUACUCUACAACGUUAUUAUAUCUUUAACACUUCCCUUAAUGAGAUCUUAACCAAUGUGGUGCAUGGUGAAAGAACUAAAUAUGCCAUAGCUUUACUUAAAGGCAGCAAUAUCUUUGCCGCAGUGCUCAAUUCCACUUGUGAUGGUGGUGCUUUCUGUCCCUGCAGUACUAUAGAUCGUCAAUGUUUGAAUUGUAAGCGUAUGGAUCAAUCAGAUUGUGAGUGUCCCUGUGAAUGUCCCAUGCCUUUAAUGCAAUCUCUAGAGGAGGAGGAAGAUAAUGCUAACAAAGAACAUUUAUCAUAUUUAAAUAUUACUUAUCAAUAUGAUUAUUGUGAGCCUCCCUAUGAGCCCUAUGUGGCUGAGCCACAAAUUUUAUUACAACAGGAAAAUGUUUUACUUGGCUCCUGUGUGAAUAUAAAUUGUGAUGUUUUUGGUACUCAGAGGGACUGUUUGGCGGUAAUGGGUUGUGAAUGGUGUCAACAGGAUGUGGAUGGUAAUGGUUUUGCUGCGGCUUUCUGUAGUGCCCAGUCGGCAUGUUUUAAUGGUGUCUUAGCUGGGCUUUCACCUUAUGGCGACUUAGAUGAUGCCGAUCUCUUAGCCGCCCAUGGCUAUAAUCCCUCCCAAAAGCCCAGCACAUAUUCUGCGUUUGGUCCGGUUGGUGGUGCCAUUAUAGUCUUAGCCAUAGUUAUAGGUUUUGCCAUCUAUUGUUAUCGGCAAAAUGUUGACACCUCCUCGCAAGAGCAAUUCUAUAUGGACUCUAUGCAAGAGGAAAACUAUGGUCUUCCUUUAUCACGUUUUAAUUUCGAUGAUUGUCAAGCACAUGAUGAUCCUCCCGGGGGACCUAAUGCGGGUGGAUAUGAUCAUGCUGCUGCCCAAAGAAAUCUUAUGAAUGCAGCCGAUAUAUCACCCUACCACAUGAGUACAGGCAGCAGUUAUAGACGUCCUCCCAAUGGAGAAUCAGAUCAUGGUUAUUCUACCAUGACACCACAUGAAGAUUCUUCAGAUCAUCAGUGUUUUACACUAGCAGAGCCACUCUUGCUUAACGAUAAAAGACACAGUAAAUCGGAUACUAUGUCCAUAUCAACUUCCAUAUCAUCACCUACCAAUAGGCAACAACAACAAUCACAUUAUAAUAGUUUUCCCUCAAAGGAUUCACGUUAUAAUUUAACUUCACCCAAAAAAUAUCAAUCACCCAGUAGGGUUUAUGAACAAACAACAAUUCCUUUGCAUCAUCAUCAUCAUCACAACGAUGAUGCUACAAAUGUUGCAGGAGCCACACAUCUAAUACUAGCACCUGUUACAGUACAUAGACACAUGGAAACUUCCGAAUCAUAGCCAUAAUUUGUAAUAAUUUAAAGGAGAUUAAUAAGAAUUUUUUUAUAUACAAACAUAUAUACGAGUUGAAUAACAAAUUUAAAAAUAUAAUUCCACCACUUCAUUUGAUUGCCAAUAUUAGUUUAUAAGUUUUAUUAGUUAAGUUUAAAUAAGUAAUCUGUUUUCCAUUUUAAGUGUAUUUUUUUAAUAGUUUAACUAUUGAGAUAAUAAAAAAUAACGUUUAUGGAAAGGAUGUAUCGUUGAAUAGAGAAAAAGAAAAGAACAUUGCAUUUAAAUGCAGUUUUAUAAUUAAGUUCAAUUUGAUUUAUAUUAUGUGUGAGUAUUAUUGUAUUUUUUUUAGAUAUAUUUUGCAGCAAAAUAGAUUUAUUUUAUAAAUUACGUUGAAAAAUCAAACAAAAAAACGCAAGAAAAUGUUUAAGUACUUAUUUCCAAGUAUUAAUGCUUUAUAAAGGAAACAAAUCAAAAUAAAUAAAACAAGAAAACUAAAUUACACUUUUGUAUACUACUAUGAUUAUAAUAAUUAAU